Molecule: messenger RNA, 1334 nt
Organism: Cuscuta epithymum
Lineage: Eukaryota; Viridiplantae; Streptophyta; Magnoliopsida; Solanales; Convolvulaceae
Source: the annotation of a GenBank genome assembly
GAAAAAGGAAAGAAGAGUAUGGCGGCAAAAGAAAAGGAGAUGACGGCUGAAGAGAAAAGAAAAGAGAAUGGAACGAAGAUCCAGCGAGAAAAGGGAAAAGAGGAAGACGGCGGAAGAGGAAAGAGGAUGGAACGAAGAUCCAACAAGAAGGAAGAUGAGAGAGCAAAGGCUUAAAGUUGCUAACAAUUACAAAAUAAAUUUGCUACACGUACAUCCGGAUGUAGCAUAUAAUUUGCGCAUUGUUCUUGUUGAAGGUCAUUUUAUGUCCUGCUUUAGGAAUUAGGACAGCUUCAUAACACCAAAAAACCGCGAACUGUGCUAAACCGCGAUAACAGAUCCAGGAAGCAGUGAUGUACUGAAUUGUGAAUUGAGUUAGUUGGUCACUUGGUCCUCCCCCAUUCUCAUCUUCUACAUUGACUCUUUAACUGCAGCAGAGACGCCGAUUGUAUUGCACAGUAAGUGCUUCGGAAGUACUGCGGAGCGGAUCGAUCGGAUAGGAGUACUUUGUGGCAGAAGAAAAUGGAGAAGAUGAACCAGACGCUGGAGAAGAUGAAGAUGCUCGUAGGAAUGGAUGUGGAAGACGUCGAAGGAACCGCUAAUCAGCAGCAAGAGUCCUCGUUUGCUUUCAUUGAGGACUUCAAUCGCAACUGUACUCUCUCCACCAAGCAGAGGCUUUAUGGUUUUGCCAUCUGCUUGGCUUCUGGUGUUGCUUGUACACUUUUGUCCAUGUUGGUGUUUCUCCAUCCAGUAAAAUUUGGAAUAACUUUCUCCUUUGGCAAUCUGCUUGCACUUGGAAGCACAGCGUUCCUCAUAGGACCUAAAAGGCAGGUAACAAUGAUGCUGGACCCUAUUCGUAUCUAUGCAACCUCCAUAUAUCUUGCAAGCAUCAUCAUUGCGUUAUUCUGUGCUCUAUAUGUGAGGAACAAGCUACUGACACUUUUGGCAAUUAUAUUGGAGUUUGGAGCUCUUAUCUGGUAUAGCUUGAGUUACAUCCCAUUUGCAAGGUCCAUGGUCUCCAAAGUCAUGGUUGCGUGCUUGGACACUGAAUUCUAAGUUCUAACCACCUGAGGCUGAGGAGCGGGUGGAGUCAUAGAGAAAGAGAGAGAUCAAGUUUUGUCAUUUGUGUAUAGCAAUUAGCAAGUAAUAGAGUGAAUGUUACAUGUCAGGAUUAGCUAACUGCGUUUGAAACUCAAAUUUGCGUACUGGAUAUCAUUUUGGCUGAACCUAUUCCAGCCAUUCAGGUGCGAUGAAGCAUAAUAAGGUCUUCAAAAUAAAACUUCGUGCAGCCUUGGGCAUAUUUUCAAACGCUAAUUUCUUUGUUGGCCAAUUUUUUU